Messenger RNA from Oncorhynchus kisutch (coho salmon), 1512 nucleotides. RefSeq names its product RNA transcription, translation and transport factor protein. The record is from RefSeq and is a predicted model, not a curated record. The coding region runs from base 122 to 874 and encodes 250 amino acids. The transcript is spliced from 8 exons. NCBI's taxonomy places the organism in Eukaryota, Metazoa, Chordata, Actinopteri, Salmoniformes, Salmonidae.
GCCGUUAAACCCCACAGAAGAAGAAGUCUGCAGGUUUAGCCACAUUAGAAGAGUUGUCUCGCUUUCGGGCUAAAAGUUUCUCUAAGGUUAGUUAUAAAGCUAGCUAGAACAGCUUGUCAACAUGUUUCGAAGAAAACUUACAGCUUUGGAUUACCAUAACCCCUCUGGGUUUGACUGUAAAGAUGAGACAGAGUUCAGGAAUUUCAUUGUGUGGCUGGAGGACCAGAAAAUCAGACACUACAAAAUUGAAGACCGGGGCAACCUGAGGAAUAUCCCCAGCUCGGGAUGGCCCAAGUCCUUUGAGCAGUAUCUUCAAGAUGUGAAUUGCCCAUUCACUGUCGAAGAGAGACAGGAGUCAGUGGACUGGUUGCUGGGUCUAGCCGUUCGGUUGGAAUAUGGUGACAAUGUUGAGAAGUACAAGAAUUGCCCGCCAGCCACAGCCACCGAGGCAGCGAAACCCUCGGAUCCCCUCAUCCAUCUGGACAGCAGCAACCCAGACUUUAAGGCUGGUGUCUUAGGCCUGGCUAGCCUGCUGAAGAUCCAGCGUCACGACGACUACCUGGUCAUGCUGAAGGCUAUAAGGAUCCUUAUCCAAGAGAGGCUGACUCCAGAAGCCAUAGCCAAGGCCAGCCAGUCUAAAGAGGGUCUCCCUGUGGCCUUGGACAAGCACAUCCUCGGCUUUGAUACCGGAGGAUUGCUUGGGUGGGUAUGGCCAUCACAUUGUGUCAAGAUCUGUUCCAGAUCUGUUGGAGACACAUCUGCGCAAAGGAAACAAGGCAUGGAACGUGUCAUUGUGGAGACUACAGUGGUUCUUCCUGUAAAAGUUGCAGUACACCUUGCGGGCUGCCGCAGAAUUCAGUGGCACGUUAUUUAAGUGUCAGCCAUUGUUGCAUUAAUGCUAGUUAGUGCUAGUUUGACCACCAGAGGGCUUCUUUGAGAAGCAUUUGACAGUCUAAUAUUGGCUAUACUAGAGAAUUUGAAACCUUUUUUGUAAGAACCAAGUAUAUGGGAUUUAUUUUAAGCAAUGUUGCUUAAUAUUAUGGUGUUUCCAUUCCAAGAAAAAUGAAACAUUCAGGGAAAAUGGUGCUGUACAACGUGAUUGGUCGGGAGUAGGUUACAGUACUAAGACUAAAAUUAUCCUAACAUUUCCACACCCUCAUUGUAGUCUAACCAAUAACCAAACAGAUAUUCAGUUAAAAAUCUAAUUGAUUUAUCAAGACCAUGCUUGUUGUCGAGCAGCACGUAACGUUGCUGAAAUAGUUCACCACGCGGGUAAGCUUUUGCUUCAAAUCCUAUUGCUUCUAUCUUCAAUAUGCUUUAAAUGCUACAAUGUCACAAAUAAUUUAACACACAAUUCUUAACUCUGAGAAGGAUAAUAGGAGGUGAUCUGCACUGCUUAUUAACUUCUUAUGGACGUCCCACCUGGCCAACAUCAAGCUACAGUAUUUUAAAUAUUUAACUUUCAUAAAAUCAAAGUGUAUAACAUAAAAAUAAAGCUUAACUUCUUGUUAA